This is a messenger RNA of Neoarius graeffei (lesser salmon catfish), 1236 nucleotides long. It is a transcript of the gene nots, whose product is annotated as nothepsin. The transcript has 9 exons. Gene Ontology annotation, biological process: proteolysis. NCBI's taxonomy places the organism in Eukaryota, Metazoa, Chordata, Actinopteri, Siluriformes, Ariidae. The coding region runs from base 1 to 1236 and encodes 411 amino acids. Gene Ontology annotation, molecular function: aspartic-type endopeptidase activity. The record is from RefSeq and is a predicted model, not a curated record.
AUGAAGAUGAAGCUGAUACUGCUCCUGGUGUUCUGUUCUCUGUGCUUUGUUCAUGGUGUCGUGAGGGUGCCUCUGGUGCAGAUGUCCACUCUGAGGAAUCAUUUAAGAAUGACUAACCAGCUGACUGACUUUCUGAAGCAUCACCGUGCGGAUGCUUUCUCUCGCCGCUAUGCCCAGUGUUACCCGUCCAACUUGGUGUCACGCAAAGCAGUAGAGAGACUUUACAACUUCAUGGAUGCACAGUAUUAUGGACAGAUCAGUCUGGGAACCCCAGAGCAGAACUUCACUGUGGUCUUUGACACUGGAUCUGCUGACUUUUGGGUGCCUUCAGCCUACUGUGUCAGUCAAGCAUGUGCUGCACAUCGCAGGUUCAAGGCUGUGGAGUCGAGCACCUACGUUCAUGACGGCCGAAUUUUUGGCAUUCGCUAUGGCUCUGGGCAGUUGCUGGGCGUGAUGGCUAAAGAUAUACUGAGGGUGGGCUCUAUAGUUCUGCAGGAUCAGAUGUUUGGGGAGUCAGUGUACGAGCCAGGCAUGUCCUUUGUCAUGACCAGGUUUGAUGGGGUUUUGGGCCUCGGUUACCCAUUGUUGGCUGAGGAGCUUGGAACACCUGUAUUUGACAACAUGAUGAAACAGAAGAAAGUGGAAAAGCCCAUGUUCUCCUUCUACCUCAGCAGGAAUGGUAGUGGUAUCGCUCUGGGAGGAGAACUGUUGCUGGGAGGUAUGGAUGAAGAAUUCUUCAUUCCUCCCAUUAACUGGGUCCCAGUCACUCUAAAAGGCUACUGGCAGAUCAAAUUAGAUGCCGUCAAGGUUCAGGGAAGUGCUGCCUUCUGUCACUCUCACAGUUGCCAGGCGAUUAUUGACACGGGAACAAGUCUCAUCAGUGGGCCGCAAGUCUACAUUCUGAUCCUUCAGCAGCUCAUUGGAGCUAUGCCUACUCCCAUAGGAGAGUUUCUGGUUGAUUGCACCAGGAUCAGCAGUUUGCCUGUUGUGUCUUUUGUACUUAAUGGAGUGGAGUAUGACCUCACUGCAGAUGUAUACAUCCGCAGAGAUACAAUAAAUGAAGAAGAAAUUUGUAUCAGCAGCUUUCAAGCAUCAGAUAUCAGUUCUCCAUUCGGCCCUAUCUGGAUUCUUGGGGACAUUUUCAUCUCGCAGGUUUACAGUAUCUAUGACCGAGACAAGAACCGGGUUGGCCUUGCUCAACUCUCUGACAAGGCCAAAAAUCUCUCUACUGAGUAA